AACGCAAUAAAAGAAAAAGACUUUCCUCUGUUGGAAGCAAAACAACAAAAGUAGAUAAAUAUUCAUUGUUCAAUUUUUUCAGUGAAUGAAUCAAGUGAUAAAAAAAGAUAAAUAGAUAGAUACAUAGAAAGAGAAACAAGUGGUGUAUGUAUGUGUCUAUGGUUUCUAGAGAGAGAGAGCGAGAGAGAGAACAUUGAAGGUUUGCUUUCUGUUUUGCUUGCUCAAACUUGCCUCGUCUAUGCUCUAUUGGGCAGUUUAGGGUUCUCUCUUAGAUUUUUCAACAUUUCUCUUUCUUUUAUUACCUUCUUUUAUUCUUCUUCUUGCUAAGUUAAUGUUUUUCAACCUUUCUUCUUCUUCUUCAUAUUCUUGUUUAUCUUGUUAGAUACAUAUUUGAGUUGAGAUAGAGAAGAAUGUGGGAUCUGAAUGACUCACCUGAUCAGAGAAAAAACUAUGAAUCAGAAGGGUGUUCAAUGGAAGGUGAUGAAGUUGAUGUUGAUGAAAAAGGAAAAGGAGUUGGAUCUGUUUCAAAUUCAAGUUCAUCAGCAAUAGUUAUAGAAGAUGGAUCGGAAGAAGAAGAUGGUAACAUGACGAAGAAAAAGAGUAGUAAGAUAUUUGGAUUUUCAAUGGAUGAUAGUAGUGACUGUCCACCUGUGACUAGACAGUUUUUUCCGGUAGAGGAUUCUGAGACGAUAACAACGGUGGUAGAUUCUUCUUCCGGUGGUGGUGGUGGAAGCUCUUCUUUUCCAAGAGCUCAUUGGGUAGGUGUAAAAUUUUGUCAAUCAGAAUCUGUUAACGGUGGUAAAAUAGUUGAAGCUUCACAACCGAUGAAGAAGAGUCGUAGAGGACCAAGGUCCAGAAGUUCUCAGUAUAGAGGUGUUACUUUUUACAGAAGAACAGGUCGAUGGGAGUCUCAUAUAUGGGAUUGUGGAAAACAAGUGUAUUUGGGUGGAUUUGACACGGCACAUGCAGCUGCUCGUGCAUAUGAUAGAGCUGCAAUUAAGUUCAGAGGGGUAGAGGCAGAUAUAAAUUUCAACAUUGAAGAUUAUGAAGAGGAUUUGAAGCAGAUGAGCAAUUUAACAAAGGAAGAAUUUGUUCAUGUACUACGGAGACAAAGCACUGGAUUUCCAAGAGGAAGUUCUAAAUAUAGAGGUGUGACUUUGCAUAAAUGUGGAAGAUGGGAGGCUCGAAUGGGUCAAUUCUUAGGCAAAAAUUUGAUUCAAUUUACCAGGUAUGUUUAUCUGGGUUUGUUUGACACUGAGAUUGAAGCUGCAAGGGCAUAUGAUAAAGCAGCAAUUAAAUGCAAUGGUAAAGAGGCUGUCACCAAUUUUGAUCCCAGCAUCUAUGAUAAUGAACUUAAUUCUGAAUCAUCAGGUAACGCUGCAGAUCACAAUUUGGAUUUGAGUUUGGGAAAUUCAAGUUCUAAAUGUAGCAAUAAUAAUCAAGCAUUUGGGAAUCAUAACACAAAUGCCACCACUGAUCAAUACAUGGCACCUGAAUCAAAUUGGCGGAAUGGUGGAAUCAGACCUAAGCCUGUGAAUAUACUACCAAAACCAUGUGGUAUAAAUAACAUGGAUGGCUUUGUAAGGGAUGGGUAUGGAGAGAAUGAAACCUUGAGGAUGCUAAGCCAAACUCAUCUUCAUCAAUCUUCAAUUGCCACUAAUGAAAUGCAUAGAUUUGGUCCCUAUAGGUCACCUAUGAUUGAACAACACCCUCAAAUGCUUCACAAUUUUCCACAUCUUCACCCCUCAAAUUUUCAUGUUUCGAGCAGCAGCAGCAAUGGAGGCCGAAUCGGAAGUGAUUUAACAUUAUCAAUGUCUGAUCAACAAAAAUGGCAAACAGGGCCUCCUCCACAUUUGUUAGCAACUGCUGCAGCAUCAUCAGGAUUCCCACCUCAAAUAAGACCCUCUUCUUCUCAAGGUUGGCUGCAGAAAAAUGGGUUCCACACUCUCAUGAGACCCUCUUGAACAACAACAACAUUAAUAUUUAUUUCUUCAUUUUCAACCUUGCCAUUUUAAUUAAUUUCACAUUUAAAUAAUCUUAUUUAUUGUUGAGCAUGUACAAAUGAAUGCGGUUUAAUUAAAUUAGUACAAAACCAUAACUUUACCAUUGAGGUGAAAGAAGUGAUAAAAGUAAGCCAAAUUGGGAACACUCAUUGGUCUUUUUUCUGAGUCAGUCAAACUAACAAACGGACGAAAUCUUUAACUAGAUACUCUAUGUUAUGAUCUACUACAUAGAUAUUAUUCUGGCUUCUGA
Molecule: messenger RNA, 2253 nt
Organism: Medicago truncatula (barrel medic)
Lineage: Eukaryota; Viridiplantae; Streptophyta; Magnoliopsida; Fabales; Fabaceae
Product: floral homeotic protein APETALA 2
Exons: 10
Coding region: 411-1964 (517 amino acids)
Biological process (GO): regulation of DNA-templated transcription
Molecular function (GO): DNA-binding transcription factor activity; DNA binding
Source: RefSeq, a predicted model, not a curated record